Messenger RNA from Geosmithia morbida, 798 nucleotides. Its product is annotated as mitochondrial organizing structure protein 2. Lineage: Eukaryota; Fungi; Ascomycota; Sordariomycetes; Hypocreales; Bionectriaceae. The record is from RefSeq and is a predicted model, not a curated record. The transcript is spliced from 3 exons. Bases 1 to 798 code for a protein of 265 amino acids. Gene Ontology annotation, biological process: cristae formation. Gene Ontology annotation, cellular component: mitochondrial crista junction; MICOS complex.
AUGGCUGCGAGAGUGCUGCUGCAACGGCGCUCGUUGGCGACCAUGGCUCUCGGUGGCAUGGCCCUUGCCCCGGCCACCGUCUACGCCGAAGCGCCUCAGUCGUAUAAGGCAUGUCGUCCUACCCCGGAGAGAUCAUACAAGUUGUUCAGAAAGUCCAUCUACGACGACGUAGCCGCCGAGGUCGUCCCAGCUAAUGCCGCACCGGCAAAGGAGGCACCCGCCCGCGCCGCCGCCACGCAAGAAAUCACCAAGUCGACCGAGGGCACCGUCCCUGAACGUCGCCCCACCCCAACCGACCGGCUGGCCGUUCAGAUCGGCAACGCCCGCUUGUUCCUGCACAAGUACGUGGCCGCGGCCGAAGACAGGGUCAACGAGAUGGUGGACUCGGCCUUCAGCCUGGAGCGGUCGUUUACGGGGACGCUGGCAUCGCUGGCGCCCCCGCGCGACAGCGGCGAGAAGCUGAUGCCUGGGUCCAUCUACGUGAUCGUGGCCGCCAUGGCCGGCAGCAUCGUCACCCGCAACCGCAACAUCCUCCUCCGUGCCACGGCGCCCCUCGCCCUGGGCGUGGGCGCCGCCUGGACUGUCCUGCCCAUCACCAUGCGCAACGUGUCCGACCUGGCCUGGGAGUACGAGAAGAGGGUCCCCGCCGUCGCCGACGCCCACAUCCAGACCCGCGAGGGCAUCGAGAAGGCCAUCAGCUUCGCCAAGGUCCACAAGGAGGUCGGCCUCCGGCUCGUCAACGACAAGGUUACCGAGGCUAGGGAGACUGUCGAGGGUUGGGUUAGGCAGGGGAAAUAA